Messenger RNA from Eruca vesicaria subsp. sativa (arugula), 1632 nucleotides. The record is from the annotation of a GenBank genome assembly. NCBI's taxonomy places the organism in Eukaryota, Viridiplantae, Streptophyta, Magnoliopsida, Brassicales, Brassicaceae.
AUGGUCAGUUUUGAUUGUCAAAGCUGUUUCUUCUCUGCUCUCUUAUUCUUCUUUUUAACACUCUUUCUAUUCGCCUUUUUCUCCAAGAAGCCAAAAAAUGAGUUGCCUCCAAGUCCUCCUUCUCUUCCAGUCAUCGGUUAUCUUCACCUAUUCGUCCUUAUAAUUUUUGGUGAAAAUUUUCCCCAAAAAAUCUUCACAAAAGAGGUUUACCAAAAAAUAUUAAGACAAGUUUUUUACAAGAAAAUCUUUUCACUAAAUUUUCUUUUCCUAUUUGCUUCAAUCCACAAGUCCUUUCAGAAAAUCUCAUCAACUUACGGGCGUUUCCUCCAUAUCCGCAUCCUCAAUCUCCGCAUAGUUCUCGUUUCCUCUGCAUCAGUGAUCUACGAGAUUUUCAAGGCCCAAGACAUAAAUGUUUCCUAUCGCGGUGAUGUUGCCAUCGAUGAGUGCAUGAUGCUUGGAUUAUUUGGGUUCAUCAGAGCUCCCUGUGGAGAUUACUUGAAGUUCAUGAAGAAGAUCAUGAUGACUAAGAUGAUCGGACCCCAGGCGCUGGAGCGUUCACGUGGAGUUCGUGAACUUGAGCUAGAGCGGUUCUAUAAAAAUUUGCUCGAUAAGGCAAUAGAGAAACAGAGCGUUGAUAUUGGUGAGGAAGCGAUUAGACUUGUUACCUACACCCUUGGAAAGAUGAGCAUGGGAAGUGUCUUUUCGCAGGAUAACAAUGAGGCUGUCUCCAAACUUUGUGUCGAGUUUGGUGCCUUGUCACCCGAGUUUUUUAUUGCACAAGUUUUUCAUAAGAUGCUUCAGAAGGUUGGGAUCUCAGUGUUAAAAAGGAAUAUAAUGGAUGUUUCAAAUAGAUUUGAUGAGCUGCUGGAAAAGAUUCUAGUGAAAUACGAAGAGCAACAACUAGACGUACACCAAGGUAAUGAAUUUAUGGAUGCAUUGUUGGCAGCUUCUCGGGACGAGGACGCAGAGUAUAAGAUCACUAGAAAACAUAUCAAGGGAUUAUUCACGGAACUUUUCUUUGGAGCCGGGGAUACCUCUUCUACAACCACACAGUGGGCAAUGGCAGAAAUCAUCAACAACCCUAAUAUCCUUGAGCGACUGAGAGAAGAAAUUGAUUCUGUGGUGGGGAAAGAAAGGCUGAUUCAAGAAACUGACCUACCAAAACUCCCUUACUUGCAAGCGGUCAUCAAUGAAUCUCUAAGAUUGCACCCAGUGGGGCCUGUUUUGCCAAGAGAGUUUCAGCAAGGGUGCACUGUGGGAGGUUUCUACAUAGCCGAGGGUACAAUACUCGUUAUGAAUGCCUAUGAUGUGAUGAGAGAUCCAGAUUAUUGGGAAGAUCCUAAUACAUUUAAACCAGAGAGGUUUCUAGCUUCUUCAAGAUCAUGGCAAGAGGAGAAGAGAAGAGAGCAUGCAUUAAAGUUCCUUUCCUUUGGAGCCGGAAGAAGAAGAUGUAUGGGCUCAAAUCUGGGAUAUACUUUAGUAGGAACCGCAAUUGGUGUGAUGGUGCAGCACUUUGACUGGGAAAUCAAAGGAGAUGAAGUUAACAUGGAAGAAGCUUCCGGGUUAAGAUUCUUUUUGGGUUUGGCUCAUCCCCUUAAAUGCACUCCUCUUCCUCGAAUCAUAAACCAUUAA